CGGGUGCCGACGCGCUUACAGCAGCAGUUGGGGGCUUCUGCCGACCGGAGCGCCAUGUCUUUCCGCGACCUCCGCAAUUUCACGGAGAUGAUGAGAGCCUUAGGAUAUCCGCGGCACAUUUCCAUGGAGAAUUUCCGCACACCCAACUUUGGACUUGUAUCUGAAGUGCUCAUCUGGUUGGUGAAAAGGUACGAACCGCAAACAGACAUCCCUUCUGAUAUCGAAACGGAACAAGACCGUGUUUUCUUCAUCAAGGCGAUUGCCCAGUUCAUGGCCACCAAAGCCCAUAUAAAACUCAACACUAAGAAGCUCUAUCAAGCGGAUGGGUACGCGGUUAAAGAGCUUCUAAAGAUCACAUCUGUGCUGUACAACGCGAUGAAGACCAAAGGGAUGGAGAGCUCGAGAAUAGGCGAGGAAGACGUCAGCAAGUUCAAGUUUGAUCUUGGCUCAAAGAUUGCAGAUCUGAAAGCAGCCAGACAGCUUGCUUCUGAGAUCACCUCCAAAGGUGCCUCCCUGUACGACCUGCUGGGCAAAGAGGUGGAGUUGCGGGAACUGAGAACCGAGGCAAUCGCCAGACCUCUGGAAAUAAACGAGACUGAGAAAGUGAUGAGGAUCGCAAUAAAGGACAUUCUGGUGCAGGUGCAGAAGACCAAAGACUUGCUCAAUAACGUGGCCUCUGAUGAAGCAAAUUUAGAAGCCAAAAUUGAAAAGCGAAAACUGGAACUUGAGAGAAAUCGAAAGCGGCUGCAGACUCUGCAGAGCGUCAGGCCCGCCUUUAUGGACGAAUACGAGAAGAUUGAGGAAGAGCUGCAGAAGCAGUACGACGUCUAUCUGGAGAAAUUCCGCAACCUGACCUACCUGGAGCAGCAGCUCGAGGACCAUCACAGGAUGGAACAAGAGAAGUUUGAGGAAGCGGAGAACACCCUGCGUCUGAUGCAGAGCAAGCUGAAGGAGGAGGAAAAGCGGCUGCUCAAGAGUGGAAGUAACGACGACUCCGACAUUGACAUCCAGGAGGACGAGGACUCGGACAGCGAGUUGGAAGAGAGGCACCUGUCCAAGCCGCGCACAGCCAUGGAGGUGCUCAUGCAAGGGAGACCCAACAAGCGCAUCGUGGGCACAAUGCAAGGCGGAGACUCAGAUGAUGAUACGGAAGCAGCAGCGGCUCACGUAGGUACAAGCAAGACCUCCAACACCAAGAAGCAGGAGGACUCGGAAGACAGUGAAAUUGACUUGGAAGACAACGACGAGGAAGAUGACGACGACGACCUGGAAGAGGAGAGCAUUGCUCUGUCCCCAGCGAAGCCCAUUCGGAGGGUCCGAAAACCCGAGCCCCUGGAUGAGAGUGACAAUGACUUCUGACCCUCCUGCCCGGGGACCCAGACAGAUUCUUCCAUGGAAUUUUUUGAGCAAAGCAGUCAUCGUAGCCAGGCACCAUCCAGUUCUUCCCGUCUCCUGGCACAAGAAGUAGUAGUUCUUGGAGGAAACCAGCCACACGUUCCGCACCCCCCUCCUGUUCCUGCCUCUUCUUCCUGUCGGUCCCGGAGGAGAGAGAGCAGCUGGGCCUUGGCUGGCCAUCUUUAAGACUCGUCACCACAGAAAGAACCAGGAGAGAGGCACCCAACAUAUUGGUAGGCCAGUUAAAACUGAGAUGAAGUUACUUAUACUUUCAAGUAACAUUUAUUGUCUAAUAUAAACAUGGUAUUAAAUGUACUUCUUGAAAUUAC
Molecule: messenger RNA, 1724 nt
Organism: Echinops telfairi (small Madagascar hedgehog)
Lineage: Eukaryota; Metazoa; Chordata; Mammalia; Afrosoricida; Tenrecidae
Gene: IFT38
Product: clusterin associated protein 1
Exons: 14
Coding region: 55-1359 (434 amino acids)
Biological process (GO): cilium assembly
Cellular component (GO): centrosome; cilium; intraciliary transport particle B
Source: RefSeq, a predicted model, not a curated record